CUCUUCACGCUCCGCUCCCGCCGCCUCGGCGGCCCCCACAGCGGCGACGUCAGCUUCCCCGGCGGGCGGCGGGACCCGGCGGACGCGGACGCGGUGGCCACGGCGUUGCGGGAGACGCAGGAGGAGCUGGGGGUGGCGGUGGCAGCAGCCAGCGUGUGGGGACAGCUGCGGACCCUGCCCGAUCGGCAAGGAAUGACCGUGGCACCCGUCGUGGCCAACCUGGGGCCGCUGGAGGCCUUGACACUGACCCCCAACCCCGACGAGGUGGAGGAGGUGUUCACCCUGCCCCUGGCUCACCUGCUGCGGGAGGAGAACCAGGGCUACACCCACUUCCGCACGGCCACCGGCUACGGGUACACCCUGCCCGUGUUCCUGAACGGCCCCCACAGGGUGUGGGGGCUCACGGCCAUCAUCACCGAGCUCACCCUGGAGCUGCUGCUGCCCGGCCACUACCGCAGGAAGACCCAUGUGCCACCCCGGAAACCCGUGGCCUGAGGGAGGAGGGGACAGGGGGUGGCUCUGGGGCACUGAAGCCACUGGUGAUGUCGCACACUGUGAUUCAGUAAAAGCCAUGUUUGGAACUGC
Neopelma chrysocephalum (saffron-crested tyrant-manakin) is the source of this 585-nucleotide messenger RNA. RefSeq names its product nudix hydrolase 8 (gene NUDT8). The record is from RefSeq and is a predicted model, not a curated record. Gene Ontology annotation, molecular function: coenzyme A diphosphatase activity. Lineage: Eukaryota; Metazoa; Chordata; Aves; Passeriformes; Pipridae. The transcript has 4 exons. The annotation marks the transcript as partial.